Malassezia japonica is the source of this 1506-nucleotide messenger RNA. RefSeq lists its product as uncharacterized. Gene Ontology annotation, cellular component: nucleus. Gene Ontology annotation, molecular function: phosphatase activity. The coding region runs from base 1 to 1506 and encodes 501 amino acids. The record is from RefSeq and is a predicted model, not a curated record. The transcript has a single exon. Lineage: Eukaryota; Fungi; Basidiomycota; Malasseziomycetes; Malasseziales; Malasseziaceae. Gene Ontology annotation, biological process: DNA damage response.
AUGAGCGACCGGAACCACGCCUCGGCACGGCCUGCGAGCAAGACGCUGCUGAAUCUCGGCAAUCUGCCGCCGAAGCAGAUGAACUUUACGACGGACGGUACGGGCUCGUACCCCCGUACCGCGUCGCGCGUCGACCCGAACAACCCGCCGUGGCCGGCGUACCGCGGGUACCACGAGUACUCCUUUGCGCACGAGACAAUGGGCAAGCGUCUGCCGACGAUUCUCGGCAACGCUGUGGACGACGUGGUGCGCACGCUCAACGAGGAGUCCGACGAGGAGCGCAUUACCGACCUGCUCGGCUGCAUCGACCGUAUGCACACGCUCAUGAGCGAGCUGCAGUCGAACCAGGUGCUGCGUCCCAUCAUUGACGACGAGGAGGGCGAUAUUCCGCUGUGGAACAAGGCGAUUGCCAAGUACUUCAAGGGCAAGGACUUUAUGAACGCGCCGUGGCUCUUUGCCGAGGCGUACAAGUACCGCCGCCUGCACGAGUGCUUCUCCUUGUCGCGCAACUGGCGCGAUUACGACGUCUUUUUCCGCCAGAAGUGCGACACCUUUGCGCGUUCAGACAAGGCCGUCUUUGAGCUGUCUACGCGUUUUGCCGUCCCGCACAAGCUCGACGGCGACGCGAAGGACACGGUGCGCAAGAUGCUCUUCCUCGAGCUCACGCAAAUCUCGCUCUGGGGCAACGCGACGGACCUUUCGCUGCUGAUCAACAUGACCGAGGAGGACAUCAAGAAGAUCCAGUCGACCGGUGGCGAGCACCUCGCUGCCACCGAGAAGAACAUCCUCGGCAACCACCUCAACCGCCUCUGGGAGCUCGUGGCGAACAUGAAGGGCGGCCGCAUCGACUUUGUGCUCGACAAUGCUGGCUUUGAGCUGUACUGCGACUGCGUCUACGCCGACUGGCUGAUCCAGUCGGGCAUCGCGCGCGAGGUGCACUUCCACGGCAAGCGCAUCCCGUGGUUCGUCUCGGACGUGACGCGCAAGGACUGGAACUGGCUGCUGAACUCGAUGACCUACGGCUUCCUCUUCCCCGACUCGACCGACGCCGAGAUGCAGUCGCUGCGCGAGCUCGGCAAGCGCUGGAAGCAGUACGUCAAGGAGGGCAAGUGGAUCUACGAGCAGCACCCCUUCUGGUGCACCGGCUACACCUUCUGGUCGAUCUCGUCCGAGGCGCCGGACCUCUUCCAUUACCUGUGCGAGAGCGACAUGGUGAUCUUCAAGGGCGACCUGAACCACCGCAAGCUCACGUACGACUGCCAGGCGCCGACCAGCACGCCGUUCGACGUGGCAAUCGGGCCGCUGGCGAGCGAGGCGGGUGCGCCGCCGGUCGUGUCGCUGCGCACGAUCAAGUCGGACGUCGUCGUGGACGUCCCGCUGGAGGUCUCGGAGCGCCUCGACAAGGCCGAGCCGGGCUGGCGUAUCUCGGGCAAGUACGCCGUCGUGCUCCUCAGCGACGACGAGCGCCGCAAGGAGAAGGCGAGUGCGCCGCAGGCGUCUUCGUAG